AUCCAGUUCAAUCAGAUGCAUAUAAAGACCGACCCGAUUCGCGAACGGGACAGUGCAAUUCGUUCGUUUGAUUUAUCAGUUUGGACAUCUGUUUGCCUGGUUACGCAACCAAUAAUUCACCGACGCCGUAUAGCAAUGUUAGCAAAAGUGGUCACGUUAUUGGCAGCACUGGCAACUGCCAGAGCCGGCACAUCGCACGUCGAAUUUGGUGGACUCGGUGGCGGGGAUCUUGGCGGCGGUCACGGUGGCGGCCUGCUCCUUGAGAGCGGCGGUCACGGUGGCGGCUUGCUCCUUGGGAGCGGUGGUCACGGAAGUGGCCUUCUCCUUGAAGGCGGCGGUCACGGGAGCGGUCUAACACUUGGAGGAGGAGGAGGUCACGGGGGCGGUCUACUACUUGGAGGAGGAGGUCACGGGGGCGGUCUACUACUUGGAGGAGGAGGUCACGGGGAAGGUCUGCUGCUUGGAGGCGGUGGAGGCUACGGUCACGGCAUUGCUUUGAUCGGGGGAGGUGAGAUCGAGCACGGACACGCAAUCCAGCUGGAGCAUAAAAAGGAAAUUGACUACUACGCGCAUCCGAAAUACGAGUUCAAAUACGGAGUCGAGGAUCAUCAUACUGGCGACUCCAAACAACAACAUGAAGUACGCGACGGGGACAAGGUAGAGGGGGAAUACUCCCUCCACGAACCUGAUGGUACCAUCCGUACUGUGAAGUACACCGCGGACAAGCACAACGGUUUCAACGCCAUCGUGAUCCGCAAAGGUCACGCGCACCAUCCGGAAGUACACCACAAGGCUAUCGCCAUACCCGUUCAGCACAGUAUAGGAUUAGGUGUAGGACACUAUUGAAAUGAAAACGUUACGCCAUUUUGACGACCGCCCACUCACCCAGAAUACUGCCAUAUGUUGUUUUCAUUGUUUAGUAGAGAAAUAAUUAUUAAUAAUAUUAUUAAUCGUAAAUAUCGUUGCUCAUCUCGCGCCCCCUUCUCUCGUGUAUUUAUAUUUGUUGUUAGUUGUUAAUAUGUUGUAUUAUUAGUUGUUUAGUGAUUCAUGCAAUAAAAUGUUGUC
Cylas formicarius (sweet potato weevil) is the source of this 1065-nucleotide messenger RNA. Its product is annotated as adult-specific cuticular protein ACP-22-like. The record is from RefSeq and is a predicted model, not a curated record. Gene Ontology annotation, cellular component: extracellular matrix. Bases 16 to 846 code for a protein of 276 amino acids. NCBI's taxonomy places the organism in Eukaryota, Metazoa, Arthropoda, Insecta, Coleoptera, Brentidae. The transcript has 4 exons.